AUGGCUACGUCGUGAAGCUGCUCGUCAGGAGAGGAAGAAAGAAGAGUCUGUGCGCGAGUGACUGAAAGUGAGGCGUGAUGACGCAUCCCCCUGCCCCCCUGCUGCGAUAUGAUUGGCCGAUGCAUCCAGGCAGGAAGUGCAGGGUGCGGCCAUUUUGCCAUUUGAUUGAAAACGACAUCACGAAUGCCGAAGGGUUCAGCUUUGCGUACGACACAUUCCAAAACCCCGAAAACAGGUGUUGGGAGGGUGGCAAUGGCCACCCCUGACCACCACCUAGCACCGCCCCGAGAGAGGACGAGGACGACGGGCUUUCGGAGCGCCCGCUUCCCGGCGUCUGCAAGCAGGAGAGGACGCCGCCGCAGACAGACAUCCUUCCUCCAUCCUCCGCGGAGACUCCAAGAAGCGUCGGUAAGGGGUUUGCGAGGAGACGACCGAGGAGUGGGGGGGUUCCUUCUUUGGAUUUUACCCGGGGGUGAGGGAGGAAAAAAAUAAAUAAAAACAAGGGAGUCUUAGAAGAUCCCACAAGUGGCCGAGCGAUGGUUUAGCGUUGCCACCGGUUCGAAUCUCUGCCGCCCGCACGACCCGCCAGCAAAAAUCCAUCAUCCCAUCCACAUCGGCGGACGCGACCUGGAGGGAGAUGGAGGCUAUCUUCCGGCUGGCGUUGCUGCUGCACGUCGGCCUCGCCAUCGCGGCGGCGGUGCACGGAGGCGGCGCGGCGCAACUCCGCGGCCGCCGGCUGGCGCACCUCCGCGGCGACAACGAGGAGCGCCAGCGCCUCCCCGCCGCGGUCGCCGACUUCCUGCACACGGGCGACUCGAGCGCCCUGGAGCAGGCCAAUUGCUCGCGCAGGUUCGAGCUGCUGCGCGGGGGGAGGUCACCUGAGAGCCCGCAUCGCUCCGCGCUGGAUGCGGUGCUGCACGCCGCCAACUUCCUCAGCUUGGUGCUGCAAGCCAACAGGUCCAGGGAGCAAAGCGUGCGGCGAGACGCGGAGUGGUACCAUGCCCUGGUGCGGAGCCUCCUCCUCGGGGAGCAGAAGAUCCACCGGGCCGUGGUCGCCUUCUCCUCGGACGGGCCCGGGGUGCACCUCCAGGCCACGAGAGCCGGAGGUGAGAUCGUGCUCCAGGACCUCUCCGGCCUGCACAACCGCUCGAGGGACGGCGAGUGGUACCACGGCGUCAAGCACAGGAGGAAGACCACCUUCCAGAAGAAGAUGCUGAGCCAGGAUUUCGCAGCCGUGCACGACUCCCUGAGGAGAGGCGAAAGUUUGAUCCCGGACAAGACGCACGUCAAGUGGUCGGCGCCCUACCUGGAGUGCGACAAUGGGAACUUUGUCCCUCGCUGGUUGUUGACGCUGUCGGCUGCGUUCUACGGUCUCAGGCCCAAUAUGGCUCCGGAGUUCAGGGGCGUGGUGCGAGUGGACAUUAAUCUCCAGGAUGUUGAUAUCGACCAGUGCGCCACUGAUGGCUGGUUUGCUGGAACCCACGGCUGCAACCUGACCACUAUGGAGUGCUUGCCGACGCCUGGCCACGGCUUCGUCCUGGACAAGUACAAGUGUCACUGCAAAAAAGGCUUCUACCACCCCGACCGAUUGGCCGUCACUGGCUUUACAAGGGCUGGCGGGCCAAACGUGGGCGAGUCACCCUCCAGCGACUGCCUGCCGUGCCGGCCGGGCUGCGCCUACUGCAAGGACGACACGCCCUGCGCGGCCCAUGAGGACGAAACGCUGCGCACCGCCGUCAUCUCCUUCCAAAGCCUCUGCAUCCUGGUGGUCUUCGUCGGCAUGGUGCUGGUGUACCACUUCCGAAGGAACAAGAGUAUCCGAGCGUCGGGGCUCGUCCUGCUGGAGGCCAUCUUGUGCGGAACGCUGCUUCUCUAUUUCCCGGUGGGGAUCCUCUACUUCCAGCCCAGUGUGUUCCGCUGCAUCCUGCUGCGCUGGGUUCGACUGCUGGGCUUCGCCACCGUCUACGGAACGCUCACCCUCAAGUUGUACAGGGUCCUGAAGGUUUUCUUGUCGCGCACGGCUCAGAGGAUUCCCUACAUGACCAGCUGGCGGGUUCUGCGUCUGCUGGCCAUCAUCCUCCUGGUAGUCUGCUGGUUCCUGGUAGCCUGGACGUCGGCCGUGUGCCAAGUCGCCGACAGGAAGUUGGCGCUGAUCGACGUUGGCUACACGCCCAACGGGCUGCAGUUCAGCAUGUGCCUGCUGGAUCGAUGGGACUACAUGAUGGCCGUCGCCGAGUUCCUGUUCCUGCUAUGGGCGGUGUACCUGUGCUACGCUGUGAGGACGGUGCCGUCCGCCUUCCACGAGCCUCGCUACAUGGCCAUCGCCGUCCACAACGAGCUCGUCCUGUCGGCCAUCUUCUACGUUAUCAGGUUCACGCUGGCUCCGGAGCUUCAUCCCGACUGGAUGCUUCUGCUCUUCUUCACGCACACGCACCUGACCGUUACGGUCACACUGGGCCUGCUGCUCAUUCCCAAGUUCCUGUUCGCUGGCACGCAAAUGCGAGACGACAUUGCCUCGGAGGCGUACGAGGACGAGCUGGACAUGGGUCGCUCGGGCUCCUACCUAAACAGCAGCAUCACGUCGGCGUGGAGCGAACACAGCCUGGACCCCGAAGACAUUCGGACGCCAGAGGAAACGGGCCCUCUCAGUUCUAUUAAUGGCUGUGGCGUAAGAUCAUGCGACAGUCUUUGGGAAAAACGUACCAACGAGGAGCUGAAGAAACUCUACUCCCAGCUGGAGAUUUAUAAGAGGAAGAAGAUGCUGGCCAACAACCCCCAUCUGCAGAAGAAGCGAAGCUCCAAGAAGGGCCUCGGACGCUCCCUGAUGAGACGCAUCACCGAGAUCCCCGAGUCGGUGCACCGCCAGUGCAGCCGUGAGGAAAAGGACGGCGGGGAGCACGGCAGCAAUCGGAACAGCAUCUGCGUCCUGAAGAAAAACCCCUUCGAUCAAAUGCACCCCGUCAAACCGGCCAAGGACGAGACCCUGAAAAACAAGGUGUUCUCCUUGAAGAAGUCACACAGUAGCUACGAUCACGUCCGAGACCCGAGCGAAGACUCGAGCAGCUCGGCGACGGACAAGACGGAGGUGAGUGCCAUGGAAGGCUCCCUGCUGGAUGCCCUAAUGGGCAAAAAACUGGUCAAGAAAAAAUCCCGGGAGAACCUCAACGCUCCCAGCGAGUCCACGGAGUCAGUGCCUCUGGUCUGUAAAUCGGCCAGCGCCCACAACCUGACCGCCGACAAGAAACCCCUCCACCCUCGAGCCUCGAUGCUGCAGAAAUCCCUCAGCGUCAUCGCCACCGCCAAGGAGAAGACGCUGUGCUUGGCCGGAAAAACCCAAAGUGCCGAGGAUGGCCCCAAGAAGGCUCCGCCGAGAAGCAAAGAUGAGAGCGAAUCCAAGAACCUCAGCGCCAAAAGCAGAAACGUCAAACAACCUGCCGUCUCCUCCGAUCCGGUCAAGGGGAAAGACCUUUACGAUGUCUCCGAGGUGUGUCCCUGGGAGGUGGGAGACCUCCCGACACCUUCGGAGAACAAGGUCCAAAAACAUGUGUCGAUAGCGCCGGAAGAAACCACCACGGUACACGGGGGCAACAUCAAGGGAGGCAAAGCCCAAAAGCAGACGCUCUCGGAUCCGAAUUCCUCCGGCAUCAAACAUUCCAAGGAAGCUCAGUGGACCAACACCGCAAGAGCGGAAGUCUGUCCUUGGGAGGCGGGAGGAACCGAGAGCCAAAGCGGUCCGGUUUCCAGUCCAAAUAAGACGGACCGGGAACCUCCGUCCAAAGCGGAAAACACCAAAAGCAACCGGGCCGAGGUUUGUCCUUGGGACUUUGGAGAGCCAACGGCAGAGAUUUUUCCCGCAAAGACUGUGGACACUCCAGGGAGGAACGCAAUCCCAGAUGUCUCUAAGACGGCUAGCUCGCUUAAAGCCGAAGUUUGCCCAUGGGACAAUCCGGCGUCCCCUAGUUCUGAGGGCCUGCCCAGCCCGUCUCGGAGUUCCAAACCCAAGGAAUCCCCGUCAAAAAAGAAGGGAAGUCGAUCCACUCGGACGCUUGAGAAGGACAAAUCAAAAGACGGCCAAGGAGAGAAGAGUCGAACGACGGCCAAGGACAAGAGUAAAUCUCCCGAGAAGCGACAGAAAUUAGCCGAGGUUUGUCCCUGGGACGCCGACGGUCAUCAGGAGGCGGCCGUCGUCGAGAAACGCAAGAGCGCAAACGUCGGGGCGGCCAAAGUCAAGAAGGCUGAGGUUUGUCCGUGGGACUUUGAAGAAGUGUCGGAGAAAAGCGGCUCGGACAAAUCCGCUGUGGCCAGGAAGAGCAAUCCCAAUCCGGCGAAGAAGGCCGACGUUUGUCCCUGGGACUUUGACGACAAGACGGCGUGACGCUCGGCCUAAACGGACCAGUGAUGCCCUCGGAGGGUGGCGGGGUGGCGGGGGCGGUCAUCUGACAUUUGACUCUUCGUAGGUGACUUA
Messenger RNA from Hippocampus comes (tiger tail seahorse), 4465 nucleotides. It is a transcript of the gene gpr158a, whose product is annotated as G protein-coupled receptor 158a. Gene Ontology annotation, cellular component: membrane. The record is from RefSeq and is a predicted model, not a curated record. Gene Ontology annotation, molecular function: G protein-coupled receptor activity. Gene Ontology annotation, biological process: G protein-coupled receptor signaling pathway. The coding region runs from base 638 to 4375 and encodes 1245 amino acids. NCBI's taxonomy places the organism in Eukaryota, Metazoa, Chordata, Actinopteri, Syngnathiformes, Syngnathidae. The transcript is spliced from 15 exons.